UCAGAAUUCCCCAUAGGUGUUUGUUUGGGUGUAGAUCAGGAGACAUACAAGGCCGCUGAAUCACUUUCACCCUGUUCUUCUUCAGAAAUGCAAUGGCCUUAGAUGUGUGUUUUGGAUCAUUGUCAUCUGUGAAUUCAUGAUACCAUCAAUGAAAUGCAGCUCCCUGACACCAGCAGCACUCAUGCAGCCCCACAGAAGGACACUCAUUAUCAUCUUUCAUUGUAGGCACCAUGCAUUUUUCUUUGUACUCCUCACCUUUGCGGCGCCAUACAGUUUUGAAGCCAUCAGUUCCAAAAACAUUUAUCUUGGUCUCAUCACUCCAGAGUCCCACUAGUCUUCAUCUUUUUCAGCACGGGCCCUGGAAAAUUCUAGGUGGGCUUUUUUGUGCAUGGGCUUUAGGAGAGGCUUCCUCCAUGGACAAAACCCAUGAAUGCCAUUCCUCUGCAGUGUACGUAUUGUGUCACAGGAAACAAUCAGCCUAGUUUGGCUUUCUACUUCUUAAGUUAACUGCAGUGAACUUGCAUGGCGAUAUUCUUCAACCUUUCUCUUCA
Messenger RNA from Staurois parvus, 551 nucleotides. Lineage: Eukaryota; Metazoa; Chordata; Amphibia; Anura; Ranidae. The record is from the annotation of a GenBank genome assembly.